AUGGAAAGAGAAGAAGGUGAAAUGAGUGAUGAUGAUAGCAGUAUGCUUGUGGAUGAAGUGGAAUCUCUGCCACAGCGUUCAAUGGAUGUUUCAAAAACACAGCAGACAGUGAUGUUUAUGGCAGAUAAAAAUGGAUUAUUAGUCAAACAAUUGGAAAAAAUUGAUGCAUUCAAGUUAGAGGAACGAGCUAAACGCUUUGGAUUAGAUCUGACUGGAAAUAAAGUAGUUACUCAGAGACAGAUUGAUGAACUUUAUGCCAAUCUUGGUGUUGAAAGUGGAAACGAGAGACAUUUUCGCUUUGAUGCAAUCCAUCUGAAUGGUGUUUAUGGAUUAACUACUAGAGAAAUAUUUGAGUAUUUGGAAGAUUUCAAACCUGUUUCUUUGGAGUGGAUUGAUAAUACUUCAUGCAACAUUGUAUGCCAAGAUCAUAUUUCUGCUGCAUUGGCAUUGUUAGUGCAUUCUCGGGAAAUACAAAGAGACGAUAUGAAAAACAUGCUUGCAGAUAAAUCUGACCAUCAUUGGAGGGAAGGGUUUCCUCAUCCUAAAAAUGAUUUGAUUCUUAUGAGAUUUGCUACCAAUGGAGAUAAGAAAAUGCCAAAAAAUAAACCUGAUUUUCACAAGCAGUCACAUCAGUUUGUUGACCAGUCAAUGGAUGCAGUAAAUAAAAAUCCUUGGGGGGACUUAUGCCAAACAUGGGGAGUAUAUGACCAUCAAGAAAUUUUUCAAAGAAAGGCACCUGGUUACAAGUAUGAGGAUGAAAAGGACGAAAUUGUUCAAAUAAAAAACAAAAGGCUAGCAAUGCGUUUAGGAAAACGGGGUCAAAAAACUUGUGUUAGUGAUGACAGUGAUUCAGAUUCAGAAUGGAAAAAGAAAUCUAAGACGCCAAGAAUGAGAAUGCAUGCUGAUGAUGAGGAGACCAAACACAAAAAAAUAUUAUCUCCUGAAGAAAGCAGAGAACCAUCUAGUGAUAGAGAUGUUUAUGCACCCUUGUCAAUAGAAGUAGUGAACUCUAAAAGUCACUAUAUACCUAAACAAACCACUAAACUGUCAGACAAGUUUAAAAUAAAUCAGAGACAAAUGUCAAAAUCUACCAUGCAGUCUCGUUUGGGUUCAAAGGUCACUCAGAAUGAAGCUUUGACAAGUGAUGAUUCUUCAGCUGAUAGUGUAGAUGCAGAUCACAAUGUCAUGAGUCGUGUCCAAAAAAUGAAUACCCUGGGCAGUAGCAGUGUUUGGUCUAGAUUAGAGAAUAAAAAUAUUGAAACUGAAGAACAAAGUGAUUUAAGAAAUAUUUUAAAAUCCAAAAGACAGAAAAAUCCUGAUGAUUUACGAGAACGAUUAUCUAAAACAAAACAAUCAAAUUUACGUAUUGAAAUAGACAAUAAUUAUGCCAGAAGUUAA
Messenger RNA from Chilo suppressalis (striped riceborer), 1398 nucleotides. The record is from the annotation of a GenBank genome assembly. NCBI's taxonomy places the organism in Eukaryota, Metazoa, Arthropoda, Insecta, Lepidoptera, Crambidae.